CAUUGAGGGAUCCACAUCUCGAAAAGCGAGGGACCGCCAUACGUUCUCAAUAGAGAUUUAUUGUCAGGAGUUGCAUAAGGUUGCUGUGAAAUGGGUGCCAAGAGUUUCUCAGGUUUGCAACGUAGGUCUAGUUUUGGGAUCUGAGAUAAAGUUGAAGAAGCACCGCCAUCAGCUUCUCUAAGAAGGCAAGAUAUUUUUGUCUAGACAUCAAGCAACUUUUGAAGACUUUAAUUAGUUUUUUUUCUCGCCAAGGGUUAGAGGACUUUUAGGUGUUUCCAGCUUCGGAUCCACAUUUGAUAAUGGAUGCCAGGAUUUGCUCGGGCUUAGAACGUAGGUCUGGUUAUGGGAUUUGAGAUUAAGUUGAAGAAGAAGCACCGUCAACUUCGGACUUUAAGAUUUCGGAAGAUUAAAUUUUUUUUCUUCCUAAAGUUUUGAGGACUUUUAGGUGUACCUUUCUAGGAGUACUGCAAGAUCCCAUUGAGGGAUCCACGACUCAAAGCGAGGAACCCAUAAUACUUUCUCAAUUGAGAUUUAUUGUCAAGUGUUUCAUAGGUUUGCUGGGAAAUGGGUGCCAGGAGUUUCUUGGGUUUACAACCUGGGUCCGGUUUUGGGAUCUGAGAUGAAGAAGCAACACUGUCAGCUUUUUCGAAGAAGCAAGACAUUCUUGUACUUUGGAAGAUUUUAAUUAGUUUUUUUUCUUCCCAAGGUUUAGAGGGCUUUUUGAUGUUUCUGACCUGGCAUACUGCAAGAUCCCAUUGAGGCAUCCACAACUCGAAAAAGCAAAUAACCCAUUAUACGUUCUCAUUUGAGAUUUAUUGUCAAGAGCUUCAUAGGGUUGUUGUGAAAUGGCUGCCAGAAUUCGCUGUGUUUUGGAACGUAGGUCCAGUUUUGGCAUGCCUAGUUGCACACUUUUAUGGGUUGGAACUCGUGAAGCAGGAUCAAAGCGAGGUUUAAUUGUUGGGGAAGAUGAGGUAACUGCAGGUGCCUGCUUUAUGGGAAAUUGUUCAAGAUUGACUAUAUCCCAUUUAGAGCACAUCAGAGAUAGACGUAAAGAUGCCGCGUUAGAUGUUGAGUGUUUGAUUAUUGUCCGAGUGGGUAUUGUUUCCUUUUAAAGUAGCCAUUAGAAGAUCAGUGUUUACAGCCUCGUCCUUCACGAUGUUCCUUUAUUGGAGGAAACGGGGAGCUUAUGAACUCGAGACACUCCCAUCUUCUCUGACAGGACUGGGGGCGGAACGCUACUCUUGGUCGUCCCCUCUGGAUGUCAUCUAUGAUGUUUAUGAUGAGAAGCCCACUCAGGAUGAGGAGUACGUGGUUUGCCAGCAUCCAGACUGCAGCGAGCGCCGUCACGCCUCAAAGGUGUGUCAUCAUCCCGACUGUCAGGAACUGAACGGUAAAAGCCCCCUGCACCUGUGUGAGUCAUGUGAUUCUCGCUGUCACCUGGAUGAGUCUGACAGCAUGCACUUUGACAGGCAUCUCCGCUUCGACGUACAACCACAAGGUUCUAUCCUGGCGCGAAAUGUGUCCACGCGAUCCUGUCCCCCUCGCACAAGCCCUCCUUCAGACCUGGAUGAAGACGAAGAAGGAAACACUGAACGAGGAGAACGUAAGACAGGAGGAAUGAAACUGAAAAGCAGAGAAGGAAAAAAGCCCCGUCGACGCCACACUGAUGACCCAAGGAAGGAGUGCUUCAGCCUCAAGUUUGACCUCAACAUAGACAUUGACACGGAGAUCGUCCCCGCUGUCAAAAAGAAGACGCUACGAGAGGUGCUCGGACCCAUUUUUGAGCGCAAAGGCAUUGAGUUAUCCCGAGUGGAUCUGUUCCUGGACCAGUCGAAUACUCCGCUCUCGCUCCACUUUGAGGCUUAUCGUUUCGGAGGACAUUACCUUAAAGUGAAAGCUCGACCCGGUGAUGAGCUGAAGGUGGAGCAGAGCGUGAAGGAUCUGCGUUCUCUCAGUCUCCCCAACAUGAAGCCGUCAGGAGGGGGCAGCGUCUACAUCCUCACACCGGGCAGUGAGAAGCCAGAGCACGGGUCCCUGCCGCGACGGGAGAGCGUUGACAUACUGGGUCAGGCCCGUCGGCGAAAGAACAUGACGGAAUUUCUGGGCGAUGCCAACAUCCCAUCCCCAGACACUCUGGCCAUGCUAGGUGGGUCUUUACCAAGCGUGGCUCCAGGGGGUUCACUGCCCGGUGUAGCCGCCGGACCAGAUAACUGGAAGAACCGCGCCACCAAUCGGAUCAGCGUGUUCUUCGGUGCUGGAUCUGGAAAGGAAGUGGACCGCGUGGAGCUGCUUCAUACGAAGUUGCAGGCGUACACACAGUUCGGUCUGCCCAAGGUUCCUUCCCAGCUCGCCUUCCACCAGGAUUCCUGGGAGGAGGAAGAGGAGGAGCCGAAUCUGACGCUCGAGGACAGCUGGAGGGAACUGCUGGAGGACCCCGAGAGUCUAAGUAGACGUCAGUUUCAACAGCAAGAGGCGAUAUGGGAGCUAUUCCAAACUGAGGCUACAUACAUUAAGAAACUCAGGGUCAUCACUGAUCUGUUCCUGUGCGGCCUGUUGAAUCUACAGGACAACGGUCUCCUGAUUGAGGUGGAGCCCACGCGGCUCUUCAGCAACAUCCACGACAUUGUACGUCUGCACUCCACGCUGUGGGUCCAAGCCAUGUUUCCGGUGCUGGAGAAAGCGCGAAGCACAAGGAGCUUGAUCGACCCCGCGGACUUGCAGGAGGGGUUCAGUACGUUUGCAUCCAGGUUCCAGCCGUAUAUUCGGUACUGUAUGGAGGAGGAGAGCUGUAUGGAAUACAUGCGCUCGCUGAGAGAGAACGAACUCUUCAAGAUCUACAUCACGUGGGCAGAAACAAACAAACAGUGUAACCGACUGAAGCUAGCGGACAUGCUAGUCAAACCGCACCAGAGGCUCACCAAGUACCCUUUACUCCUGAAGACCAUCCUGAAGAAAACUGAUGACCAAACCUCCAGAGAUGCUCUCAACAACAUGGUGGCGUGUGUGGAGGGCUUCAUUAACAGUGUGGACUCUCAAAUGCGUCAGAAGCAGGAGCAGCAGAAACUGGCUGCCAUUUCGGCUCGAGUGGAGUCGUACGAGGCCGUGGAGGGAGCCAGUGAGGAGGUGGAGAGGGCUCUAAAGGAGUUCAACCGAAUUGACCUGACGGCACCAAUGAUUGGCACUUCACCUGAAGCGACCAGGCAACUGCAUCUAGAGGGGGCGCUCCGCAUGAAAGAGGGCAAAGACAGCAGGAUGGAUGUUUACUGCUUCCUAUUCACUGAUCUGUUGUUGAUCACUAAACCAGUGAAGCGUUUAGAGAAGGUGAAAGUGAUCAGACAACCUCUCCUCUUGCAUAAUGUGGUGUGCAGAGAACUCAAAGACACAGGCUCAUUUGUCCUCAUCUACCUCAAUGAGUUCAAGAGCGCUGUGGCUGCCUACUCUUUCCAGGCCAACAGCACCACCCAGGGGCGAAGUUGGACUGAUGCAAUUUGCAAUGUCCAGAAUCAACUUCAGCGGCUGCGGUCAGAGGAAGCUCGUCGACAGAAGGCUUGUCUGAAGAAAAAACUACAGGAACAUCAGGAGGAAGACGAGGACAGCUGUAACUCCACAGCAAGUUCACCUCAAUUUAGACACAAAGAUCAGAGCAAUAGCCAAUCAGAUGGCUCCACAGAAACCCUGUCGGUGAUGGAUAUGGAUGAGUCUGGAUCAUCUUUGGAUCCUUCUACUCUUCAAUCAGACUUAGUUGGACAUUCAGACCACGAUGCCAGUCUGUCCCAACACCCUGACUCUGCCGUCCCACAGCAGGCCACAGAUUUUGAGCCCCAUCCGGACAAUCAGGAGGGCUCAGAACUGGACCCACAGUGCCGUUCAAUGUCUAUGGACAGUGCCUACGGGACCCUCUCACCAGAGUCCAUGAUGGAAACCCAAAGUCGAGUGGCCCCGGUGGAGGAAGACGACUCAGAGGACGACAAAGAGACGACAACGGGUGAUGAGGAAGAAAAUGCAGAAGACGAUGAGGAAGAUAAAAGCUCAUCCGGAUCUCAGAACUCAGUGGCGCUUUCUCUAAAGCCCAGGCGCCGGCCGCCUGUUCAAUGUCGGCUGCCAUUUUUAGAGAGACUUGUCGUCAAAUCCCGUUCCGAGGACAACCUGUUGUCCACAGUUCAUGAAAAAAGUAACCAUGGUGUUGCCAGAGCAGCCACAGAGUGCACAGGAAGUCGACACACAUGGCAACAAAGGGUUAAAUAUUUAGAGGCACCACUCAGCAGGAGCCUGACGGAGCUCAACCCUGCUGAAUCGGACGAGUGUCUCCCGACGGACGCAGAGAUGGACGAAAGCCACAGUCUCACAUGCAGCUUGCCCUCUGGCAUGCUUUUGGACACAUUGAGACGGGCCAAAAUUGCACAUGAGGCUGAUAGCAACCAGAUUCUCUGCAGCGCGUCAGAUGGGGAGCUGUCACCCCCUAGUGGCCUGGAGGGAAUGGGCCGCUGUAAGAGACCCCAGCAGCACAAAAAACUCACACUGGCCCAACUCUACAGGAUACGCACCACACUGGUGCUCAACUCAACUCUCACAGCCUCAGAAGUGUAGCAUCUUUCUGGCACAGACGUUUUGGGGCUGACUUUGUGAGACUGAAUUCUGCGGGACACAAAUGCACUCUACCCAAUGAGCUCUCCGGCUGCCCUCUCGCUCCCUCAUCCAGUUGGAUGGAUUCUUCCCUGUUGUUUCUCUGCGGGAGGGGACGUCUGCGGACUCAUUAACUCCUUGCACUUUGUAAAACACCACUAACUUCUAAAGAGGUCAAAGCUUUCGGUGAGACUGCGCCAUUUUCAGCAUUAGAACUCGAGACAAAACGAUCAAAGAAAAACUGUGACCGGAGCCCUUACCGUGGGACGUUUGAGGUUUCAACAGGUCACGUGACGAAAAUGAGAAUAAAACGCCACAUCUUGGAUUCCUUAAUCACCGUUUGCUUUCUAAGAGUAUUUCUGUUUCGACAAAGAGGACGCAAGUGAUUAAUGUUAACUGCACUACUGUAUGUGACUGUGUGUGUGUGUUUAUGAAUGAGAAAGUGUGCGGAUUCACGUGCAUCUGUGUAUGACUGAGUGAGUUAUAAUUCUCGACCUAAACCAAAUCACUGUUUGACUUCAGAUAACUUGAGUAGCCACUAAGGCAUGUUACACAUUACUUUAGGACCAGUGUUAUGUUCGUAUGACAGGAAUAUUUCUGUCAUGCAACUGCUUAUCCUAUUAAAUCUUUGGGUUGACGUGGCUUGUUUAAGUUAUACAUGAGCACAUCGAACCCUUUACUGUAUAUUGUGUUGCGGGGGUCAAGUUGGAUUCGUAAAUGCAUAAAUAAUAUCUGAAAUGCUUCAGCAGAUGUGUAAUUAAAAGCAAACAGACUGAAAAACAAAAAACUAUUUGGGUUUAUAACAUUCUAAGGAUUCAGGAAGUGUCACCCGACAUGUGAGCACUUAUUAGAGAUAAUCUGACACUGAAUAGGGUGUUUGGUUUAAGUGAAAGCUCAUGUUAGUUUUCAAACAUUAACCUAUGUAUUGAUGAUUUCGUUUUUUGUAAUCUUAUGAUUUCACUGAUACUGCUGUUACCUGGAAGAUUGAACUGAAACUGCCUGGUGCUUUACUAAACCAAGUCCUUCUGAACUCCCUUUUUGAAAGAAAGAAACAAAAAAACACCCUAAGUAAAUAUGGUGUAUUAUACGUUUACUUAUUAGGCUUUUUGUGUUUGUGUCAUAUUUAUUGAGCGUGCAUUGUUUGUUUUAUAUAUAAAAUAUGGUCUAUAAUAGUAUCACUUCACUUCGCGGUUGUAUUUUUCGUUUUGUCGUCUUAAUUUGUUCUUUGUCAUUUGUUGAAUUAAUUUUGAAAUCUGCUAAGAACCAAAAUAACCUUGUUUUCCCAUGUGAGGGAGUGUUCCUUAAAUGUCUUUCGAAAUAAAAGACAUCUUUCAGUA
Molecule: messenger RNA, 5960 nt
Organism: Labeo rohita (rohu)
Lineage: Eukaryota; Metazoa; Chordata; Actinopteri; Cypriniformes; Cyprinidae
Gene: plekhg5b
Product: pleckstrin homology domain containing, family G (with RhoGef domain) member 5b
Exons: 21
Coding region: 1156-4587 (1143 amino acids)
Biological process (GO): Rho protein signal transduction; endothelial cell migration
Cellular component (GO): plasma membrane; endocytic vesicle; axon
Molecular function (GO): guanyl-nucleotide exchange factor activity
Source: RefSeq, a predicted model, not a curated record